This is a messenger RNA of Phycomyces blakesleeanus NRRL 1555(-), 351 nucleotides long. RefSeq lists its product as hypothetical. The coding region runs from base 1 to 351 and encodes 116 amino acids. The transcript has 4 exons. NCBI's taxonomy places the organism in Eukaryota, Fungi, Mucoromycota, Mucoromycetes, Mucorales, Phycomycetaceae. The record is from RefSeq and is a predicted model, not a curated record.
AUGUCACGCCUUUUUUUUCAAGUCAUACUGGUUUGCCUCCUUUUGCAAACGCGUGUCUAUAAUAUUUCCAAACAAACGUAUUCUCCAAGAAAAUACCAAGGAUUUCAUUUUCAGUUAAAGAAGUGUAAAACCAAAAAAUGCACCGAAUACAUGAAACCGAUAAGCUGUGUUGCUGCCGGCCAGAUUGAGCAACAUGAGAUUGCUACAAAAGUAUCACCACUUGCAGCUGGUCCAAGUGGGGCAGAGGCUCCUGGAAUGACUGUCGAGUCCCUAACGCAGGUUCACUGGAAAAAUAGGCCAUGUCGCAGAGUCAAUAGUUGUAGGAAACUUAAACCAAAUGAUAUCUUUUGA